UUCAAAAAAUGUUAAAAUGUCCCAUUUUGACCAUUUCAAAUCCUUUAUUUUUUACCAUUUUUUUGAAAAAAGAAAUUUGCCAAAACAGAUGCUAGCAGUUCUGGGUUUUGAUGAAUCAGCAUUUUCCAAGGGAAACGUGUUUAGUCAAAAAAUUCACAGUUAGCUCUACUUAUGGCUGUAUCACAAUCUGGGUGAAAAAUUCAAUUUUGGAAGCUUUAAAGCCUUGCUGUUUUUAUUUGUCUUUUUGACAUCAUUAGAUAGCAGUUUUAAAUGGGGAAAGAACAGAAGAGGCAAAGUACUCUGGGUUAAGGGACAAAUGAGACACACUUUUCAGCAAUGUAAAUGAUUACAAGAUAACUAUCCUUAUAUAGAAGAUGAGCAUCAAAUUGCCUACUCUGUUAUGCAUUAUACACUGUUUGCAUCUCUUCAGUAAAAGAGAACUGUAAAAAUAAACAUGGCAUCAGACUAAACACUGUUGAUUGAGAAGGCUGGUGUGCUCUGUGAAUGGUACUUGUAUCCAACCAAAAGCUAUUAUUUAGAGUGCCUCUUCUAGGGGAACACAUACCCGGAAAGCUGAAAGAACCAGUGGAGAAGGUUUUCCUUCUUCAGUUUUCUGAGUGCUCCAGUGUCCAGCUUGUUACUUACCACAGCGAACAGGAUCCACAACUAUUUCACAUAUUUUCUUCCAUGGUCCAAAACAACCUGAUAACUCCUCUGCUGCCAUGAAGACUUUGCUUAAGUUACAGAUUCUCAAAUCCUUGUGGCUUCCCAAAUCAAGGUGUAGGCUUUUCCAUAAACAGCCCCGGCUCCUUGCUUCACAGCUGUUUUCGCAUGACAAGUCUGCUAGACAGGAUGAAUUGCAAGUCCCUGAAUAUUUUAACUUUGCAAGUGAUGUGCUAGACAAGUGGUCUCAACUGGAAAAGGAUGGAAAGAGACCAUCAAACCCAGCCUUCUGGUGGGUAAGUGGAGAAGGAAAUGAGGUGAGGUGGAGCUUUGAGGAGCUGGGAUUUCACUCCAAAAAAGUGGCCAAUGUCCUCUCUGAAAUAUGUGGGCUGCAGAAGGGAGACAGAAUUAUGCUAAUUUUACCCAAGAUACCAGAAUGGUGGCUUGUGAAUGUGGCUUGUAUGCGAACAGGAAUCGCCCUUAUUCAAGGGACAUCCCAAUUAACAGCUAAAGAUAUCUUGUAUAGACUGCAGGCUUCUAAGGCCAAAUGCAUCAUUGCCAGUGAUACAGUGGCAUCCGCAGUGGACUCAGUUGCAUCUCAUUGCCAGUUUCUGAAAACUAAAUUAAUUGUAUCUGAAGGCCGAAGAGAUGGGUGGCUGAACUUUAAUGAACUAUACAAAUCACAACCUGCAGAUCAUAUCUGUGUUAAAACAAAGAUUCAAGACCCAAUGGUUAUCUACUUUACCAGUGGAACCACAGGUUCUCCAAAGAUGGCUGAACACACUCAGGGCAGCCUUGGUCUCAGACCUGUCAUAAGUGAAAGAUACUGGCUGGAUUUGACUCCUGAAGACAUAAUGUGGUGCUUAUCAGAUACAGGCUGGAUAGUGGCUUCCAUGGGGUCUGUUCUUGAUCCAUGGGUUUUCGGAUCAGGUGUCUUUGUACACAACCUUCCACGGGCUGAAUCAACAGUUAUCCUAAAUACUCUCUCCAGAUUUCCCAUCACCGCUAUGUUUGCUGCUCCGACUUUGUUUCGCAUGCUGGUGGAGGUACCUUACCAAGACCUUAACAGUUACAAGUUCAUGAGUCUACAGCAAUGCUUGAGUGGAGGGGAACCACUUAACCCGGAAGUGACUGAGCAAUGGAAAAGGAAGACUGGCCUGACUAUCCGUGAAAUAUAUGGACAGACAGAAACAGGAAUAAUUUGUUCAGUUUUCAAAGGGAUGAAGAUUAAACCCGGAUCAAUGGGAAAGGCAGUUCCCUUAUAUGAUGUCCAGAUCAUAGAUGAGAAUGCUAAUGUUCUGCCUCCUGGACAAGAAGGGGAUAUUGCCCUCAGAAUCAAACCUAAAAGACCAAUUGGUCUUUUCUCUAAGUACAUAGAUAACCCUGAGAAAACUGCUGAAUCGGAACGUGGGAAUUUUUUUGUCACUGGAGACAGAGGGACUAGGGAUGAAGAUGGAUAUUUCUGGUUUCUUGGAAGAUCUGAUGAUAUCAUCAAUUCUUCAGGGUAUCGUAUCGGACCCUUUGAAGUGGAAAGCGCAUUGCUGGAGCACCCAGCUGUAGCAGAAUCUGCUGUUGUCAGCAGCCCAGACCCACUCAGAGGCGAGGUGGUGAAAGCUUUUGUGGUCUUGUCAGCUGCCUUUUCCUCAUGUGACUUGGAAAAAUUAACACUUGAGUUGCAGGAGCAUGUCAAGAAAGUUACUGCUCCGUACAAAUAUCCCAGAAAGAUGGAAUUUGUCCAACAGCUACCAAAGACGAUCACCGGGAAAAUCAAGAGGCAUGAGUUAAGAAACAAAGAAUGGGGACGAAAGUAACACUGUCAGAGAGUUUAACAUAGCUUCUUUCACUUCUUUGACACCUUCUAAGCUGUAAUGCUUCUUAGGGUGCUCUGGACUGUGUUACCUUGUCUCUCCGCUACCCCCACCCCACUGCCAGCAAGAGAGAGACUUUCUGGCACUUAACCAGUCUGUUAGUCACCCAAACAAUCUCCUCAGGGCAAAGCAAGCCCUCAUUUUGGUUUGCAUAGGUUCACCCCAGUCCUCACACCCUGUUGGAUAGCUGAAACCCAGCCAGGUAGAAAAAACCCAGGUUGUCUGCCAUUUCAUCCACAUGUGGCAGGAGAGUAAUCUAGAUCAUAUUAUGGGUCAAUGAACAGACUUUGUGAAUGUCAUACACAGCUUACUGGGUGUGAUUAUCCCUUUAGCUGCUGGCCCCAUUCUUCUAUAAUAUUGUGUCUGUGAGCCUAUGGCCAAUUUCUUCCAGUAGCUACAGUUGCCAGAUGGUUUCCACAAAAAUACCGGACACACUUGACAUUACAUCACAAUCUACAUUACAUCUUAUUUAGAAAAUACCGGACAUUUAUAUUUUCUCAUUUAUCUUUUCUCAAUUUGUUUCCCAAACAGAAUGCUCAAAUACUGGACUGUCUGGUUCAAAACCAAACACCUGGCAACCCUAACAGUAGCAUGUACUGCGGUCAGUGGGCCAAAAGACUCACCAAGAUGGGGUGUGGCUCUGUGCCUCCCCUGAAGGGACGGGGCUGGGGCUAGCCUCUCCCAGACCUCUCUCAGUGCUGCCCGGAACAUACCACAUGGGAUUCCAGUGGUGAUUUAAAGAUCCCAGGAUUCCCGUGGCCACCACUACCACAGUAGCAGUCAUGGCAGCCAGGAGCCCUGGGCCCUUUUGAAAUCUGGGCCCCAGGGCACUUGCCCCCUUUGCUUCCCCUUCCCACUCCCCUAUUGGCAGGCCUGACUGUAGUGUGCUGAGUUCUAAUGACAUACGGAUGCUUAACUCUUCAACACCAAGGCUGUGUCUACACUGGCAAGUUAUUCCGGAAAAUCAGCCACUUUUCCAGAAAAACUUGCCAGCUGUCUA
Messenger RNA from Pelodiscus sinensis (Chinese soft-shelled turtle), 3531 nucleotides. Its product is annotated as acyl-coenzyme A synthetase ACSM4, mitochondrial-like. NCBI's taxonomy places the organism in Eukaryota, Metazoa, Chordata, Testudines, Trionychidae. The record is from RefSeq and is a predicted model, not a curated record. Gene Ontology annotation, cellular component: mitochondrial matrix. Gene Ontology annotation, biological process: acyl-CoA metabolic process; fatty acid biosynthetic process. Gene Ontology annotation, molecular function: fatty-acyl-CoA synthase activity; fatty acid ligase activity.